Messenger RNA from Aplysia californica (California sea hare), 6570 nucleotides. Its product is annotated as frizzled-2. The record is from RefSeq and is a predicted model, not a curated record. The coding region runs from base 337 to 2175 and encodes 612 amino acids. The transcript has 2 exons. Gene Ontology annotation, biological process: canonical Wnt signaling pathway; non-canonical Wnt signaling pathway. NCBI's taxonomy places the organism in Eukaryota, Metazoa, Mollusca, Gastropoda, Aplysiida, Aplysiidae. Gene Ontology annotation, molecular function: Wnt-protein binding; Wnt receptor activity. Gene Ontology annotation, cellular component: plasma membrane.
UCCAAGCCCGUGAAGAGAGUCGGCUCGCUCGGCACCGUCGACCGAGGGUGAAGCGAGUCAGGAAACGCUCGAAACACACGAAUGUUGCUUUCUGCUUGGAUUUCGCGUGUUAUCGUGCAGUGUUUGGGGUAAUUCUUUCGUUUUGUACUUGAGGAUCAAUAAGUAUCAGUGGCUAAUUGAAUGGCCUGUUACUUUCACCUGGGAUUAGGUGACCAUGAAGGCAAGAUGAUUCUUCCAAGGUGAUUGUAUUGUGAAAAAGUCGGAUUAUUGGUUCCUUCGUGUGUCGGUUUGCUCCUCUUUGUCUUCGGGGGUGCCCUAAAACCGAGCUACAACAAUAUGGCGGCUUCUCGGAGGCGAGGCACCCUUUCGUCACCGUGGUCUUCUGUGCUCAGCGUCGUUGUCUUCUUCGUUAUUUCAUGCGAUCGGCACUCGUUUGUGGAUUGUAACCAGUAUCAGAAAGAAGCAAGUCACGUAGCCACGCACGGAAAAUGUGAGAAAAUCACUGUUCCGUUGUGUAAAGACAUUGAGUACAAUGAAACCAUCAUGCCAAACCUGCUAAAUCACAGAGACCAAGACGCCGCUGGUCUUGAGGUGCACCAGUUUUUUCCCCUAGUCAAAGUGAAGUGCAGCAAGCAGUUGAAAUUCUUUUUGUGCUCAAUGUAUGUACCAGUAUGUACCGUUCUCGAAGACGCAAUUCCACCAUGCAGGUCUAUGUGCAACGAGGCUAGGACGGGAUGUGAGGGUUUGAUGAACAAGUUUGGCUUUGAGUGGCCAGAAUCUCUUCAGUGUGACAGAUUCCCCCCCUCAGGACUAUGUGUGGGUGAGAACACGACAGAGCCUGCAGACUCUACAAGAAAGCCCCCAAUAGAUACGGGAGGUGGAGGAUCGAGGCCUGGGUCAGGAGGUGAUGGAGGAGGAGGAAUUGGUGGUGGUGGUGGCGGCAGCACAGGAGGGGGAGGAGGAGGCAACCCUGUAAUCCCUGGAGGCGGAGGCGGAGGCACAGGAAUCCACACCCUCCCACCAUAUGGGCGUGAAGCAACGCGAGACCUGGGUUUCAAGUGUCCAUCUGUCCUGGAAACGCCCAAUGGGUUCGACUACCAUCUGAAAGUUGGUGAUGAAGUGGAAAAGAACUGUGGUGCUCCUUGUUAUGACAUGUUCUUUGAUGACAAUGAGCUGGAGUUUUCCCGCUGGUGGAUUGGGAUUUGGUCAUGCAUUUGCUUAGCCUCCACCUUGUUCACCGUUCUCACAUUCCUGAUAGACAUGCAGAGGUUUCGAUAUCCGGAGAGACCAAUCAUCUUUCUGUCCGGCUGCUACUUCAUGGUAGCAUUGGCCUAUGUUGUGGGAUUUGCUCUACGUGAGAAAAUAUCGUGUAAUGAACCUUUUGAGCCUCAGAAUGAUCACACUGCACCUGAAGACAUGCUGAAAGUUGUGACACAGGGCACCAAGAAGGAAGGCUGCACCAUCCUGUUCAUGAUGCUCUACUUCUUCAGUAUGGCCAGCUCCAUCUGGUGGGUCAUUCUGACCUUGACCUGGUUUUUGGCUGCUGGGAUGAAGUGGGGUCACGAAGCUAUCGAAGCCAAUUCCCAGUAUUUCCAUCUGGCUGCCUGGGCUGUCCCUGCCAUCAAGACCAUUGCGAUUCUCGCUAUGGGCCAGGUGGAUGGAGAUGUGCUUAGUGGCGUAUGCUACACUGGAAUUUUUGACGUUGAUGCUUUGAGGGGCUUUGUCCUAGCGCCUCUGGUUGUCUACCUCAUUAUUGGCACGUCGUUCCUUUUGGCUGGAUUUGUUUCUCUAUUCCGUAUCCGCACUAUCAUGAAGAGUGAUGGCACCAAAACUGAUAAGCUGGAGAAGCUCAUGGUUCGCAUUGGGAUCUUCUCUGUACUCUACACUGUGCCGGCUACCAUCGUGAUCGCCUGCUACUUCUACGAGCAAGCUUUCAGGGAUAAGUGGAUGGUCACAUGGCAUGCUACAAAUUAUGAAAUUCUCAACAUCAAUGAGCCAUUCAACGUCAAGUCCAAGCCGUGGCCCGACUUCAAUGUAUUCAUGAUCAAGUACUUAAUGACAGUCAUUGUCGGAAUCACUUCUGGCGUGUGGAUCUGGACUGGGAAGACUUUCCACUCUUGGAGGACUUUCUCGGGCAGAAUAUUUGUGCCCAAAAAUAACGAGUCAGUUGUGUAAGAAGAUAGUCGAAUAGUUCCGGAGGCAUUCCGUGCUCUGGACUGUUUGGCAAUGUGGUACACAAACUGCGAAAUUGUGCAAAAGUAUGUGGAUCAAGUACCAAAUCAUGAAAGGAUCUUGUGUGGACGAUGCUGUGUGGAUAAUGAGAUUGUUGGCGGUUAAAGUUCAACUUCCUCAUUUCCUUAUUGUUGUGACUGAUGGAAAUCUGUUUUGAAUCUUUGAUUGGUAAGGAAAAGUGUGAAAAGAAGGAAGUGAAGCUGAAUUGAGUAAAAAGUGUGAUGGUCGUGUGUGAGCAUAUUUUUACGAUAUAGCGGUAUGAAUCUGAGUUUUCCUUUUUGAAGUAUGUGGUGUGUCAAUGUGCUGAGUUUGUGAAUUAUUUAUGAUCUUGUAUAUAAGGAAGAAGCAUGAAAGUUUUUCUGAGAGUUGAUAGGACUAAAGUUUUGUGCAUUUCUUAAGAGAAAACUGGAGAGUUUUCCUCUUUGUGUUAAAAGAUUUUUUUUAAAAAUUUGAGCCUGCUUUGCACCGAUCUGAACAGGAAGUGUAGUUUGUAUGGUGAAUACUAUGGAUUACUACGGCCACUUUCAUGUUGCAUCGGUGUACAGAUUGUUCUGACCAAUUUUAGUGUUGACCACUGACUCGUGGGUAAUCUGAUGCAAAAUGAACAAAUGAAAGGUUUGAUCUGACACGGUUUCUGAUAUUUGUACAUUUUUCAGCAGCGCUUUUCCACAUGGGAGAACACGUUUUAUGACAAUGUGUAUAUGGUCUUCAGUGGGAGAAAAGCAGAGAUUUGCAACUACUGAAUUACUUAUGCGGACAUCAUGUUGUUUUGAAAGCAGUGGGAAUUACUGCCAGAAUUCGAGGAAUUUUUUUUGUGUGUAUGUGCUGGUGUUUCUGGUCUUUUUUAAUUUCAAUAUGGCUGCUACAGUACAGUCCCCCUUGGAUUUUGUCUUUUGGUUUGUUAUUUUUAUAUUUUUCUUAUAUUAUAAGUUAUAUUGUAUAAAACUGAAAGAAAUAAGGAAAUUCACAUAUUUUUAAUAUAGAAUUAUUGGUAGUCACUCUGGGAUACCAUGUACUGCAGGUUCUGGAAAGAUUUGACACAUGGUGUUCAUAUAUACCAUCUCUUUCAUUGUGUCAUUCUCACUUUCAUCUCUGUAAAUAUUUCAUGUCAUGUAUAAAUGCAGUGUUUUUGGCGACACUGCAAUAACUCAAGGGUCAGGGAUUGACUCUGAGGAUGCAAUGUUUUUAUGCUGUCAUUAUCUUUUCAAAAUGGUGGCCACACUUUCAUUGUAAUUACUUUGGCCACUUCCUUGAUUUAAGAUAUGAUUAUUUUUUAAUAUUUUGCAGAUAAUUAUGUGGCAGGGAAUAUUGAACAGAAGGUGUGACAAUGAGUCAACCACAUUGAUUUACUUUAUUACAGGGUUUGGAAUCGGGUAGGUGAUGAAAGUGCAAGACACAGUACAGUAAUCUGAUCUUCCAAGGCCUGGUCUCUUUGGUUUUGCAGAUAAUUGUAGAAAUAUUUUGUAAGUUUUCAGAUACUAGAGCACUCACAGAAAAAAAACAUUUCUGUCAAGUCUCUAGCCUUAUAAAACUUUUUAUUUUCCUAGAACCAAAGAUGAUGGAGAGUUCGUUAGAUUUUAGUAGACUUUUUGUAAGAGAUUCUUUUUAAAACAUUUUUUUGAUUUAAAAAAAGGUUAUUUUAUACAUUUAUAUUUUUCAUGUUUUGACAAGGCUUUUUGAAUUUGAUUUUCAUCAUGAAUUCGUAUUGUGACAAACUAGUCAGCCACAAGAGAGGUUAGAAAGUACAAUCAGUGUUGAGAGGGUGCAAAUUAGAAAUGUUCUGGAAAGGUUCAUCUGUGUAUUGAGAUCAGAGAACUGUCCAGCCUUUUUCUUCCUGUUGUGGGACAAGCAAGUGUAAAAAAAACACAGCAUAGAUUGUAAUCCUCAAGAAAAGUUCGAAAGUUUAUCAACUCCAAUUUUUUAUUUCUACUUAUCAUCAGAUGCAGUACUGGAAGGUUUGAGAAAUUGUAAUAUCCAUUCAAAUUGAACUGCAAGUUGAUUCUUGAAAGUUAUAAAAUUAUAAGUCUUGAAUGUGUGUAUGGGGCGACUGAUAGUGUUACUGGUAGUCACAAGCCAACUUUGUGUCCAGCUUUCUGCAUCAUGGACACUUGGACUGAUGUAAGGUCUUGUAUUGAUUGUUGGUUUUGUGGACUGGUUGAGUGAAAGCAAGUCCUCAUCAAGCUGUUCAAAUGUUCUAAGCCCACAAAGAAAAUUUUUUUUUUGGCAGAGAAAAAAAAACUGGAAUGUUUUUUUAAAUUUUAACAAGUAAUUGAACCUAAUUUAUGUAUGAACUUUUCUUACUUUUUUCAGCGUUUAGAAUUUGAAUUUUGAUAACAUUUGUCUUGAGCCUACGAGUAAUAUAAAUUAAACAACAAAGAGCCUCCUUUAAAAAUAAAAAAAAUUGGGGGCUCAAUACAUCUGAACACCUUGCUGAUGAGAUAGAAUUUGUGUGUCAUAGUGCAGUGUGUUGUAUUGAGUGGACCUGUUUCGUUUCCGUAGCGACAAGACAAAAGCAGCAGAAGACUUGGACAGGCUUGUGAAUAAAAUCGUGAUGCUUGGAAAGUGUGGCAGUUAAAAGAUUGAAUUGGAAGACUGACAUUUGAAUCAUGUUCUGACAUUCAUUUUUAUCGUUUACUUUGUUUUUGUACUCUUGUUCUCCUCUUCUGUUUGGUUUAAUUAAGUAGAUAAUAAUUAGUGCGAGCCAAAAUUUCAUCAAUUUUCUUCUUUCCAUUCACUACGGGCCAUACACUCACAGACAGAUUAGAUUGCACAGGCAUUUACUUUAAAGGGAGGGGAGGAACCACCUUGUACUCUUAAAGUAAAGUUAAAGCACUGUGCUCUUUGAAUUGAACUCAAAACAGCAUUUGGCUGAAAAUAUCAACCUAGCUAUCAAGACUAGAUGAAGAUGUUGUUCAUUCUUGGGUCAAAGGUGAAGAAAUUACAUUUUUCGUUGAGAGUCCUGUAAUUUUUAAGACGUUUUGAUUCUGUCGCUGAUUUUUAGCUCCUUUAAAACUGGUCUUGAAUCUGCAGGCAGGCACCAUAAAUAAAAGGCCUAGCAGGAUAUUUUUACAGAGAAUGGCAUUUUCUUUCACCCUCUGAUGUGUCUGAACAUUCUGUCCUUUAGAUAAAUAUUAUCUGGUUUUAUUGUAGGUGUAUGGCCCAUCAACUUUCAUGCAGAACUUCAUCUUGUAAAUAAUGUGGAAAUCCCUUUGUGAUGUGAAAUGGCUUUAUUAUUGACAGUCAUGCUUUUUCUUUUUUCGGAUUUUCAUCCUUAUCUCUCACUCUCACUCGUUUCUCAUGAAUCACAUAUUGAAGUUGUCACAACAGGUCAGUAGGUCUAUUAGAACUGAAGUGCAAAAGAGAAGGGUUGAGAAAAAAAAAAGAUUAAUUUACUCAUCAAGUCUUUGGUUUGUUGGUUUUACAGAAACAGAAAGGCGUGGUAGGGGUAAUAUUGUGAAUCCUAUUGGUGACUUGUCUUUAUCUUGACCAUGUGAAUGUUAUUAGGAAUACAGAACGAGAAGUGAAUUGUUGAUGGAAAUAAUUCUUGUAGUUUCAAUGAUUCAAUAAAGUCUCAAAGAAUGUGAAAAGCAAUUGAAGUUGCGACCAAUGUCUUGCCUGUCGAUGAUAUGUUGAUUAUUGUGAUUAGUAAAUUGAAGAGUUCUGGAGUCAGUUUCCUUACCACAAAUUCCCCCAUGUUUUAUCUUCCUCUUCAGUACAGAAAAGGGAUUUAAUGAGCAAUGUGUGUGGGGGGUUAAAUUUUUUUUUUUUAAUUAAGGGGAAAGGAAAGUUAAUUCAAUUAUAUCAUUCUUUCAAAUUAUAAACUGUAAAUUGUAGUUACAUAGGGUCAAGAAAUAGUACGAACUAAUGGAAGGCUUAUUAUUUAGUAAAAAGUAUUUUGUGAAGUGUAGUAAAUGGUUACUCUUGAGGAUCUCACAGAAGAAUAUAUACUGAUAACAUAUUAUAACAUACACAGUUGACGCGACUCCAGAUUAUAGAGAUUUUAUUGUUCUUGAAACAACUUUGGACUUUCAGAGUUUCAAGAGUGAAUCCAGGGAAAAGUUCUGCCUUGAAGGCAAAAAAUUAAUUCUGAUGGGGUCGGUUGAAUACUGUUGUUCUUAUGUUCUGCUGGUAAGUGGGAAUAGUGGAAUAGCUGUGAAUAUUGACCCAUUUCUUGUACAAUCUCAAUGCGUUGGUUGUUUUUGUUGCGCCAUAUAGUUCUUCUUUUUUUUUCUGUUCCUUUGUUUUUAUUUCUUGGUUAUUUUUAUUAUAUUUUUUUCAUCUAAUAUUUUUUUGCAAAUGAAUCAAUGUUAUGUGAAUAAAGAAUUCUUACAAAAAGUA